GCUCUCCACACGUGCAAGCCCUGGCGCCCAGAUGCACACCCCUGCCCCCGCUGGACAAGUCUGCCUCCCGUGCUGACGCACUCGUUUUGGGGAAGAAACCCCGACUUUCAUCUUCGCCUGGUGCAGCACGCGCCAAUGUCCUGCCAUAGCGCCCCUCGCAAGGAGAAACCAGAUUGCCGGAAGGGCGGAGAGAGGAUCCCUACUCCUGACAACCAAAUGCUGGCCCGUGGCAGGGGGUGCUCAAGCCAGGACAGGGUGUUUCUAGUCUUCGUCUCUGGAUAAAAAUGGUUAAUGAAGCCCUGGAGCAGGUGGUCACGUCAGGCCAAAAGAAACCAAAGAGGCUAAGGGUGAAAAUGACCAUCGCCAGCUGGUUUAGGAGUCAUUCAACGUCCGUCUAACUUCUCCCAUGAAUUGCCAAGAGUCUCUGCAGAACGAGGAGGAAAAAACCUGCCGCUUAGUCAUUUUUGUGUUCUUAUUAAACUCAGGUUUCCCCGAGGCUAACAGGAGCUGAUAUCGUAAUUAUUGGCUUGCUCACCCAGCUGCCUUCUCUCACCUGAUGCAAGAUCAGAUCUUUCCAGCCUUCGAGAGGCUCGGCAGCGCUGAGCCUCCCCUCUCGCUGCGGGGCUGUGUGCAUGACCUCAUCCCGUCCCGGGGCAGCAGAACGCCGUUUUGCUUGGAUAGAAAGGUAAAAGGAAACCUCAGUCAACUUCAUACAGCUUUUUAGAGCUCAGGCGUGAAAGCCAAGCGGAAGGGGAGCAGAACUCCCUCACCUUGGCUCAUCUAUUUAACCCGAAGCCCCCAAGGCUGACUUUGAAGCUGUCCCGGCUGAGCGGCGUGGAAGGCCCCCACUUGCGCCCGUUCCCCCGAGGCUCGGUCUGGCAGUGGGAAGCCUUACGAGGGGAAGAGAGGCAAGUAGACACCAGGUGCCUGGAUGAGACGGGGCUAUUGCAGUGCAAAGCGUGGCCAUCCCAUCCUCCUGACCGCCCGCCGCUCGUGAUGACUGCAGCACAGUAGGGCACCGUCCCAGCAGAGCCAGGAUUUUUUAUUUUUUUUAAAUCGGGCUGCGAUUUGGGAAUGGUUUCCUUGCUUCAGGACCAAGCCAGUAUUAAGUUCCCUUCUUCGGACACACUGAACAGCGACCACCAAGACGACCUCAUGCAGAUGCAGGGAGACUCCAGCCCCCCCGAGCAGCAAGCUGAUAAUCCCAGUUUCAGCUGCCAGGCGUACGACCCGGACAGCAGGACAGAAAGGAAGAGUUCAGACUCGUCGCACAGCCCCAGCCCCUCUUCUCCAGCCCACGACCCGCUUCACGGGAGAUUCCCUGCCAGCCAAGCCAUCCAUGCUGCCAGGAGCAAGUUUAAAACCACCCACAGUCUGGAAAAAUUCAGAAGGUAUAGCUACGACGAAAACACGGCCGGGACCUACGGCAGCUUCCUCAAGAGCAGCAGGAACCCCUUCCACCCUUACAAGAGGCAGAUCAGCGAGGAGGUCUUCCAAGAAAGCCAUCAAGCCCUCGCGCUGGAUGAUCAUGCCUUCAAAAAUGCAAGAAGCGCUGAAACUUUUGAAGAGCUGCCAGGAUCUACAGGCACGGGAGAGACAGAGGCCUUCCCUGCACACGUUCCCAACAUCUCCACGGAGCAAACGUGGUGCAACAGCCUCCAGUACAGCACCCGGGGCCAAGAUCCCAGCACUCAAGCCUUGCAGGAUUCGGAGGUCAGCCUUAAAGCCCUGUCACUGGAAGGGCAGCCCGGUCUGUACUGCUACCAGCCCCAGGUGCAAGAGAUGUACUGCCCCUCGCACCCGUUCCAGCAGUAUUCCCCAGGAAGCAGCUACCCUGUGACCUACCUCCCUUCGCCCCAGUACCCCUACCAGAGGAUCGCUCCUCAAGGAAGCCAAGAGUCCCACCAGCUUCUGUUUCCAAAGCCGAUCUACUCCUACAGCAUCCUGAUCUUCAUGGCACUCAAGAACAGCAAGACGGGGAGCCUGCCGGUCAGCGAGAUUUACAAUUUCAUGACAGAACAUUUCCCUUAUUUUAAGACAGCUCCGGACGGCUGGAAGAAUUCGGUCCGCCAUAACUUAUCCUUGAACAAGUGCUUUGAGAAAGUUGAAAAUAAGUCAGGCAGCUCUUCUCGGAAAGGCUGUCUGUGGGCACUGAAUCCAGCCAAAAUCGAUAAGAUGCAGGAAGAGCUCCAGAAAUGGAAGAGGAAAGAUCCGGUGGCUGUGAGGAAGAGCAUGGCCAAGCCAGAAGAGCUCGACACAUUGAUAGGAGAGAAGAUGGACAAACUGAGGUCUUCCGUCAUGGCCUGCAGCCCAAACGGUGUCACAAGUUCAUCGGGGGUUUCCAGACAGAUGCUAGUCCAGCCCCACUCUCUGUGUGACCCAUCCCUCUCGUCUGGUCCCCCCCCGGCUUUGCAUGCUAUUCACCCACCAGGACCAUUACGUGCCAAGAACCCACUACCAAGUUUGCUCGGAGGGCACCACUCUUCGUGUUACGCAUCGUCGCAGGGCUUUCCUCCAAUCUCGACUACGUUAAUGCAGCAAUCACCAGGCAUCCCUCAGACCAUAUUCCCUUCUGGAGACACCCAAAGUGAACUCAGGGCACAGCCUAGCACCACCCAGGACUCCCCGGUGCCAGCUCAGACCCCUCCUAUACAUGGCAUGAAGAUGCUGACAGAGCACUCGGCAACCCGAACAAUGCAGGACACGCUCAUGCAAGACGGCGACCUGAGCAACGACAUCGACGCCCUUAAUCCGUCCCUGACUGAUUUUGAUCUCCAAGGAAACCUCUGGGAAGAGCUGAAAGACGACAGCCUGGCUGCGGACCCCCUGGUUCUCAUCUCGUCCUCCCAGUGUUUGCCUCCACACUGCCAGAUGGAUGGCGGCACCAGCAGUGCCCCCCACACCAGCGUACCCGACCUCCAGCUUACCACCCUUUACUCGGCAUUUAUGGAAGUGGAUGCAAUGUCUACACCCUACUUGAGCAAUCCUGGAUCGAAGCCCAUAGCAUUAGUGUGAACCACAAGCCAACCUCACUGCCGUUAUUUGUGUCCCAACGCAGGAUCCAAGUCACUCUAGCACCUUCGCCAAAAUAAAUCAGUACUGUGUCCAGCCACGUAAGGACUCUCUUUUUCUAGAGCUGGCCUGCAGAAAAUAGAAGCCUUCCCCAAGCCUACUUGUAAGAGAUGAUAUUAAAUGCUGGAAAAAAAACCCACAUGGCCCGCUAGUUUAAAGAUAAAUUGAGGCUGGCCAAAAAGGCACUGGCAGCUUUUCUGCAUCUUCCUGAAAUAAAAGAUGAGCUGAGGAAAACAAACAGCUGUCAGAUACUUGUAUGGGAGCCUCUUGCGAUUGAGCGUGUAAGUCAAGGCAAACAAAAAUAAAAAUAUUCCCAAGAAA
Molecule: messenger RNA, 3393 nt
Organism: Alligator mississippiensis (American alligator)
Lineage: Eukaryota; Metazoa; Chordata; Crocodylia; Alligatoridae
Gene: FOXN1
Product: forkhead box N1
Exons: 10
Coding region: 1075-3015 (646 amino acids)
Biological process (GO): regulation of transcription by RNA polymerase II
Molecular function (GO): DNA-binding transcription factor activity, RNA polymerase II-specific; transcription cis-regulatory region binding
Source: RefSeq, a predicted model, not a curated record